Leguminivora glycinivorella is the source of this 632-nucleotide messenger RNA. RefSeq lists its product as uncharacterized. The record is from RefSeq and is a predicted model, not a curated record. Lineage: Eukaryota; Metazoa; Arthropoda; Insecta; Lepidoptera; Tortricidae. The transcript has 5 exons. Bases 66 to 482 code for a protein of 138 amino acids.
AAUCAUUCACAAUAAGUACCUAGUAGUCAUUUUUAUUUGAAUCUAAAAAUAAAUAGAAAAACAAAAUGAAAAGUUUUGUAGCGCUUUUCUUUGUCCUAUCAACAGUUUACGCCAGAUCUUUAUUGAGCAAUCAACUGGCGAAGAACCAUCAUAAAUAUGGAUAUGGACACGGACUGAAACGCUGUGUCAACAUGUGGGACGAAGGUUGCAUCAACGGACAGCUAGGCGGUUCAGGCAGCGAUGAUUACUACCUCGGGGGCAGCUUCAACCCCGGCAAGCGCUGCGUGAACAUGUGGGACGAGGGUUGCAUCAACGACCAACUCGGCGGAGCAGGCAAGGACGAUUACUACCUCGGGGGCAGCUUCAAUCCCGGCAAGCGCUGCGUCAAUAUGUGGGACGAAGGGUGCAUCAAUGGCCAGCUCGGCGGAUCAGGCGGCGAUGACUAUUACCUGAACGGUGGAUUCACUCCAGGACGCAUGUAAUCGAAACUCCAAAUUGUUUCAAGUUCCCACCGUCUUCCAUUCAUGCAGUGCAGUUUUACGUUUUGCGGUGUUUAUUAUGUUGUGUUGCAUUUAUUUUCAUUGGCAUCUGUAGUGGAAAUAAAUAAAUAAAAUAAGCUGUAUUUUUCAUUA